Molecule: messenger RNA, 1092 nt
Organism: Trifolium pratense (red clover)
Lineage: Eukaryota; Viridiplantae; Streptophyta; Magnoliopsida; Fabales; Fabaceae
Exons: 3
Coding region: 1-1092 (363 amino acids)
Molecular function (GO): RNA-DNA hybrid ribonuclease activity; nucleic acid binding
Source: RefSeq, a predicted model, not a curated record
AUGUAUUUUCCACGAUCUACUUUGUUGGAGGCGUCCUUAGGCUAUAAUCUUAGUUUUGCAUGGUGUAGUAUUUGGAAAGCUAGACAGGUUCUUUUACUUGGGUGUAGGUGGAGGAUUGGUGGUGGUGACAAGAUACACGUCAUGUCGGAUCCUUGGUUACAUGGGAAUGGAGAACGCUGGAUUCCUUCGCCUCAACCUGAAGGAAUGUAUAACUUAUUUGUUAGGGACCUGAUGAUAGAUAAUUAUAAAGCUUUGAAUGUGACUAAAAUUCGCAUGUUAUUCACAGUCCAGGUGGCAGAGAGGAUUAUUGCGACACCUCUCAUUGGGUCGGUUUAUGUGGAUAAAAUGGUUUGGGAGUAUGAACGAAAUGAGAGUUACUUUGUCAAAUCUGGGUACAAGCUUGCUAUGAAGUGUAUUUUCCGUAAUGAUAAAUACCAUGUGGAAGAUGAGGUAGAAGAUGAUGUACACACUUUUUUCACCUGCACUUCUGCUCAAUCCAGUUGGCAAGCAGCUGGACUGUCAUCUGUCUUGGGUUCCGCAGCUUGUCAGCAAGGUAGUGCUUCAGAUAGAGUGUUUGCCUUGUGUCGGAAUGAGGAUUACACUACUAUAGGUAGAGUGGCUAUGCUGUUAUGGGGUAUAUGGCAUAACCAGAAUGAUAAAAUUUGGAAUGAUAAUGGUAGAAGCCCAAACCAAAUUGGUCGGGCUGCGUUUGAUCAUUGGAACGAGUGGAUUGCAGUCCAUAAGUUGCGAAGUAACGAUGAUCAUGAUGUUCCGCUUGUCAGCACCAUUCGGUGGGAAAAGCCUCGUAUAGGAUGGUUAAAGUGCAAUGUAGAUGCAGCAUUUUUUGUCGGUGCAGGUAGGACCGCGAUGGGUGCUUGUUUUCGUAAUAAUUCUGGUGAGUUUGUGGCUGGAAUUACGGAGUGGCAGCAACUGACUUUAUCAACAAAGGAGGGUGAAGCAUGGGCACUAUUGCAAGCUAUGAAUGAAGCUAAGAGUAGAGCCAUCAGAUUUAUUACUGCCACAUGUCUUAAGGAAAAAGGAAGAAAAAGAGCCUUAAGAAAUUUGGUUGAUUUAAUAACUAGACUAGAUUAA